Molecule: messenger RNA, 918 nt
Organism: Dichotomopilus funicola
Lineage: Eukaryota; Fungi; Ascomycota; Sordariomycetes; Sordariales; Chaetomiaceae
Exons: 3
Coding region: 1-918 (305 amino acids)
Source: RefSeq, a predicted model, not a curated record
AUGACAUCCAACAUCAGUGCAGCUUCCCUCUUCCGUGUCGAUGGCAUCGUCGCGGCCAUCACCGGUGGUGGCACAGGAAUCGGCCUCACCAUCGCUCGUGCCCUCGCCACCAAUGGCGCCAAGCGCGUCUACAUUCUCGGUCGCCGUCUCGACGUCCUAAAGACCGCCGCGGCCGAAUUCCCGGACAUCUUUGUCCCCAUCCAAUCCGAUGUCACGGACCAUGCCUCACUCCAGGCCGCAGUCGACAAAGUCACCGCCGACGCCGGUUACAUCAACCUGCUCGUCGCUAACAGCGGUGUCGGCGGCCCACCUUCAGGAUUCACCGGCCACCCAGAUGUGCCGCUCGCAGAAGUCCGCGCAAAGACGUUCACCGCCGAGGCGAUGGCCGAGACAACGAACACGCUCCAUGUGAAUGUGACGGGGGCGUAUUUCACGAUUUUGGCGUUCUUGGAGUUGUUGGAUGAAGGGAACAAACGCGCGGUGAAGGGUGAAGGGUUUGGGAAGCCGUUAGUGGAGGGGAGUGAUGUGCCGAGUGUGCAGAGCCAGGUGAUUGUCACGAGCAGUGUUGCGGCGUUUAGUCGGAUGCAUAUCUCGUCGCCGGCGUAUCUGGGGAGCAAGGCAGCGAUUUUGCAGUUGACGAAGCAAGUGAGUUCGAAUUUGGCCGUGUAUGGGAUUCGGGCGAAUGCUCUAGCCCCGGGAUUGUUCCCAUCCGAGUUGGCUGCAGGGAUGAUCGGUGACCGAGACCCGAGCAAGGAGCCAUAUGAUCAUCCGGGGUUUAUGCCGUCCCGAAGAUUUGGGGGCGACGAAGAGAUGGCAGGCACAGUGCUGUAUCUCGCUUCACGGGCUGGAUCGUACACCAGCGGGGCCGUCAUCAUGCCUGAUGGCGGCCGGUCGGCUGUCAUGCGAUCCUCGUACUAA